This is a messenger RNA of Paramacrobiotus metropolitanus, 1070 nucleotides long. RefSeq lists its product as uncharacterized. The record is from RefSeq and is a predicted model, not a curated record. Bases 1 to 948 code for a protein of 315 amino acids. Lineage: Eukaryota; Metazoa; Tardigrada; Eutardigrada; Parachela; Macrobiotidae. The transcript has a single exon.
AUGCCGACUAAUCACAUGACACGCCGGUACUGCUAUUCCGGCAUCACCCGGCGUCUCGCCGGUCUCCUCCUCGUCUUCCUCGUCUCCCUCCUCAUCCUCCACCUCAACAACCGCCUCCACCACACUACCCUUUACCCCCACCACCCCGUGACGGUAGUCACCGCCUACUUCCGCAUUCCCUCCAAGCACACCCCCCAAGAAUACUUCCGCUGGAUGGAGAACUUCCUGCGCCACGUCGACUGCCACCUCUACAUCUUCACCGAGCCCGCGCUCCUCCCCAACCUCACCUCGUUACGCCAACCCUACCUCUCCCGCACCCGAUUUAUCACCCUACCGUUCAAUGACCUUUCAACAGCCCCCCUCCUCCCGCAGCUGGAGGCCCUCACCCGGAAGUAUCCAGAGAAGAACGUCACGGCGCAACUAAUGGCCAUCUGGCACGCAAAGUGGCGCUUCAUAAUCUCCGCCAUCAACGAGAACGUCUUCACCUCGGAGUAUUUUAUCUGGUGCGAUAUCGGGUCCUUCCGCCAACCGCGGCAUCUCCCUCAAUUGAAACACUUCCCGGACGCGGAGCGGACGAAAUCGGUUCUCCGGGAUCGGCACCAGGUGUACCUCUUGUUAACCGAGCCGUUCCCGGCGUCCGUGACCUUUCGGAGGGACUCCCAGUUAGCUGAGGAUACAGCGCUCCGGGCGGCGGUUAGUCAGCUGCAUAUUGGAGGGACGCUGGCCGCCGGGCACCGGGAUGCGUGGCGGAUGUGGGAGCGGGCGUAUUAUCCGCUGCUGGAGCAGUUGUUGGCAGCCGGGAUCCAUGCCGGGCAGGAUCAGGUGGUGAUGAACGCCAUCGCGUUGAAGUAUCCGCAGCUCGUGCAUCUAAUCAAACCCAAGGCGUAUUUCGGGGGCACCGGGAAUCCGUGGUUCUAUUUCCAGUAUUAUUUCUCCGCGGCGAUUUGAGGGCGGCCGAUGACAACGCUAACUCUGUGAUUUUAAAAAUAGUCUUUAAUAAUUUUGAUUUUUAUUUAAGCAGUUUCUCGAUGGCUUUAAUUUUUAUUAUAAAAUUUUUUUGAUAUAUUAAA